UUUUCAGGAUUUAUUCAUGUGGUGAUGGCACAUUUAUAAAAAUAAUAACAAAUAUUUCACUUCCGUGAGAUGGAAAGCAUUAUAAAUGAAUUAUGAACAAUUUCACUCGGGUUAAAGAUGAAAUGUCGCCACAUGAGUUCCACUGCAUAAUUGCACAAGCUAACACCCAUUACCCGUCUAAUAUCGUACGAUACAUGCCUAGUCACACGAGAAGCUCUUUCCGGAAUAUUGUUUUUCACCAUUUUAAAAAUAUUUUUCAAUUACUGCAUUAUUAUUAUUCUAAAUAUUUUAACCCCCAAGAGAAAUACAAUGAAUUUGAACAUAUAUGAAUGUACUGUAGUAUUGUUGUAGGGCCCUAUAUUAUCAACCGUUUUACUGAAAGUUAGAUUAUUAACCGGCUGUCAAUAUCAGACCUACAAUUUCGAUUGUCUGGUAUUAAUGCAUGGGUAGAAAACAAUCUGCAUGUUAUUUAGAUGAUAAAAUUCCAGAUAUUUGUGGGGUGUGAAAAACAACAUCGUUCCGCACUAAAUAUGGAGCCUUAGGUGGUAAGAAGUACGGAGUCAUAAUUCCAAAAGCCCCGAACCAAACAGGCGAGACGAAGAAAGAAACAAAUUCGAUUUCUUGAAUAUUAACUUGAGCGAAUUAAACAGUUUGAUUGUUGAAAGAGCGGCCACCCUUACGCGUAAAAGCGCACUGCAUGUACAUGCACACUUUUUACUUUGAUAAAAUUAUAGACAUGCUGCGGGAGAUUUUGUGCAUUGUGCAGUGUCUGAAAGGUGAACAAAAGCAUGAACACACUGCGGUGGGGUCAGAUCGAAAAAUUAAGAUGCCUGUGGUACCUUCUAAGGAAAUGAAAAUGGAAAGCGCAAAUGUAGGCCUACGCAGGCUAGUUCAAAUAGCCCUCGACAGAUAUCGAGGUUUGGUGGUAAAGGGUCUCUCUUCUUUAAAAUGACCAAUGAAAUUACAUGCGAAAACGAUGACUCCGGAACAGGACUAUCGUAGUAUGAGCCUAAUUUCCCCCUUUGGAACUCUUGUCCCCUUCCGAGAGAAGAGCCUGGCUUCGUAGCCAAGGGUGGCAACUGUCCCAACUCCCGUCUUGCCCCCCCAAAAAAAACCCUGACCAGGCCAUUGUUUUGACCUACACUGUGUAACUAAUUUUCUAGUGAACGCGAUUAGAGUCACUUUAAUUCACGCUCUGAUUACCAAUCAUUGGGGCCUGAUUAAAAAGGUUGUAUACACUGGUUACCAAAUUGGUUACAUUUUUAUGUUAAAAAAACUGCAGAAUGAGCUCUCUUUCUCUGAAAGAAACGCGUUCACAGCUGUCGUUAAGGUUAUUUCAGAAAAAGUGAUGGUCAGUUUUAUACUCAUUAUGGGAAAGUAUAUUGAUACCACGAUAAUUAUUUAUGGAAUGAUAAUGAUAUAACCCAAGUCUUUUGUAAUCAUUCAAGCGCAAUACGAAACGAAACUACAAUGAAUUUACUGUAACUUCAAAUAGUUUUACUGAAGCAGCAUGCCAAUGUUGAACGAAUUGUUUGUCUAUUUUAUUGCAUCGAGAUAACGACUGACAAGGCUGUUUGUGAAUUUAUUGAACAUCGAUAUUCCGUAUAUUUGCCACUUACAAGUCCACCCACACGAGUUGAAUGUGGACAUCAAGUGAUGCGUAAAGCCACUAUUGUCAGUAGUGUGUGUAAACAGCACCUGCCAGAGGGAGGAGGUGCACAAACCACAUCAGCAUAUAUCUCGUGCUUUCGCCGGAUGCAAGUUCUCCAUCGAGCGUGCUUGGCUGAUCGUCUCUUAUUUUGGGCGAAUAUUUUGCUGUUUCUCACAGAAGAAGUCGACUAUUAUUUGAGGUCUGGAUACGUCGUUUUUUUUGGAUGCCAAGAUGAACGGGGUGGAUCGAGACGUCCAGCAGCAGCAUGCAGCGUGUGGCAGUGGUCGUCGCGGGAAUGUUGCUGCUGCUGUUGCUGUAACUGCUGCCUCGGUAGCCGAGCGCGAGCAGACCACUUCCCAACAAGAUCGCGAACAGAAAUCCGCAAAUACGGGGAAGUGGACGCACAAAAUGUAUGCCAGGAGUACCAAAAGGAUUCAGAAAGAACUAAGAGAAAUUAUGUCGGAUCCUCCACCAAAUUGCAGUGCGGGUCCCAAAGGUGACAACAUCUAUGAGUGGGUGUCGACGAUCUACGGGCCAAAGGAUUCAGUCUACGAGGGGGGAGUCUUCUUCCUUGACAUCAACUUCUCUCCUGACUACCCAUUCAAACCACCCAAGGUGAAGUUCCGUACGCGCAUCUACCACUGCAAUAUCAGCAGUCAGGGAACCAUCUGUCUGGACAUCCUCAAGGACAACUGGAGCCCAGCCCUGACCAUCUCCAAGGUCCUCCUCUCCAUCUGUGCUCUAUUAUCCGAUUGCAAUCCUGCUGACCCACUGGUGGGCACCAUAGCAACUCAGUACCUCCAAAGUCGCGAGGAUCACGACCGUUAUGCCAAGAAUUGGACCAAACGCUACGCGACAUGAUGCAAGGCACCACCUUUUGGGUGGCCACAUUUGUCUGUAAUCACUAUUUGUUGGUCUUUUUUAUUUUUGUUUGUCGCCCCACCUUGUCGUUAUUAUUUAUGUUUAUUUUUGUACAGCACGAUUGACAAUUUCUCCCCAGCAUACAGAGAUGAUCGGUGUCGCAGACCAGGUAUAAGACCUUGGUGUCAGGGGUCAGACACUAGAUAUGUUGUCUACAACCGGUGUGGCACUGUGGGUUAGAACAGCAGGUGUUCUUUGGUGAGGAACAUGGUUGGUUAACGUUAACACAAUGUAAUAACACACUUGGACAAUUUACGACUUCUUUCAUAUUACACGGGAAUGUGCACAAACUCCAUAACUUGUUUUAUCUGUUGUGUUGGAACAUGUACGUAGAUGUACAUGUGCAUGUACAUGUUCAUGUUCAUGUGUGUGUCGUCUUAUUAGGUUGGCACAAAAUUGCUAGCCCCAGCCUAGCUGACACUGUUCAUGGAUGACCAGAUAAAAUAUCAGUCAAAUUUCAUCCUUGAAUGAUUUGCAGAAUUACUUGAUUCUCUGAGAAAUCAGAGAUGUUUAAAAUGUUUCUUUUCCCCUGAAGUGUAGACAGAUACUUGGUGCCAUUCAAUGAGAGAAGAAAGAUUUGGCUUGAAAUUGAGUAAAUUAGUAGUUAUGUGCAGUCAUGCAAUGCAGCACGCUUGGGUACGGUUGGUUUUUAAAUCAAGGGUUUUUGGUUGUUUUUGGUUUUUGGCCAAUCUUGCUGGGUAUUUAGCCACCUGUGCCUUUUUACUGUUGCAAAGGUAGGUUUUGUAUGUAGGUCGGUGCAAGUUCAGCUUCUAUCUUCUCUUUCCAAAUCUGCCGAGAUCAUCUUGAUAUUUUUACUGGUGUCACUGAAGAUUUCAACAUGUAGUGACUGCAUAUCAGGCUAGUUUUAUGAAUAACCCAGGAUGUUUGCAUACUGGCCACUUCACAAGUUACACAUGCCAAUAUCCACCAUAUGUCAGUCUUAGUGGGGACAGUUUCAAAUCAAAGAUUUACAGUGUGACAGAAUAUGACUUCGGGCAUUGCUUGUUGCCAGUAAUACAGUGUACCUCAUGAAUAUCCAUUAGAUUAGGAUUGUGUUUAUUGUAUGGAUUUGCUGUCAACAUGUGGAUGUGAAUAUUCAUUGGAGAUUUGAGGCCUUGCAUUGGUUAGUUACGCUCAGGCAUGAUGGAUAUUGUGGGAGUAAAAUAUCCCAUAACUAUCACUGAAGUAUUACAUUGUUCACAGAUACGCACAUACACCCUGGGUUCAUCGGUGUACCCAUGUUUCCAAAUAGUUGCCUCUUUUAUCCAUGUGCUUUGUGAAGAAUUCUUUGAUGAAGUGGGAUACGGAAAUUCGACAAGAAUAUGCUGAAAACUGUUUUAUGACAGUGGAAAUUGCUGGAGUGAACAUAUCCUCUGAGAUGAAAAAUGAUCUCUUUUCUGGUUAGUAAUAUCAUAACAACAUUCAAAUAUAAAGCCUAAAUUGACUCCAAAUGUUCGCUGAUCAACAUACCGCAUGAAAUGGACAUCUGAUGAAUAUACAUGCACAUCUUUUUCUGUUGUUGCAAAACAUCUGAAAUGCCACAUGCUUUAUACAUGCAUGCCAACCUGUGACAUAAGGAUUCUCUAUAGAGCAGAAAUGUAGGUUGGUUUGUUUAUAGUUCAGGCAUUGUACGGUAUCCACUUGGAUAAUGUGCGGUUCAUACACAUUGGCAGACAGCAAAAUUGGAUCUGCAGAAUUUGUUGUGAUUCAGAUUCUGACAGCUUUGAUUAGUAGAACCGAACCUUCUGCUAACCACACAAAUAUACUGCUAGAGCAAACAACCAGUGACAUGCCUGGUUAUGCAGUGUACACUGCUUACAUACAUGUAGUAACCGGUUCCCUGGUAAUUUUUACUAAGCACAUUUGUUUUAGUUAGCAAGAAUUUUGCAGAGUUGGUAUUAAGUCAGAAGUCAGUCCACGAGUCAAGUCCUUGAAGUCUGUCAUAUCAUGUCAGAACUAAAAAGAUGAACAGUGAGAAAGGAACACCUUUGUUACAGUUGUGAGUUGACCGAAUGACUUGUGACUGGACUGACUUGUGGUGUCUUUGCCUCCGACUCAAUUACCAGUCUGGCAAUUUGUGCUUUUGAAAUUUGCCUCUGGUCUGUAGAUUUGAACUGAUUAUCUGCUGAGUGUUGUAUGGCCAAAUGAUUGCAUGAGGAUGUUGGAUAAAGCUGUCGAAGGUUUGCAUGAGAGGCCUUGACAUACACGGCUUCAUUCUGUGUUUGUUUGGACACCAACCAUAUUCCUCAACAAAAGGCAUUAUCUUUCAUCAUUCCAGAAGAAAAAUUACUUUGCUUUACUUGUCCCCAUUCAUCUUUGUAGUGCUGGUGAGAAUUGUACGUUUGCCCUUGUUUGUUUGUGAAAAUAUGAUUCGUCAAACAAGUCAUUUUGAAAUUUUGAAUUCUCCAAUUUUUUGUGUUUUUGUUUCAUUACAAACUGUGGUGUUAAAAGCUAGAUGUGUAUUUACCUUAUGUACAUAAACCACAUAGAAUCAAUAAUAUGUAGUGUACUAGAAAGUAGUGAUGUGAUUAAGCACAUGUAGAUCACAUAUGCACAAUUUCCAUGGUUUCCGUAACAAGACAGGACUUAGAAAUGUAUAAUUGUUUGGUUUUGAUUUUUUUUUGGGUUAAAAAGUCACUUUAGACAGAGAAGUGUCAUUUUUUGAUGGGAGAGAGUACAAUUUCACUUGUAGUGUCAUUAGUGGAGAGAUUUGUAUCAUGUUAGAGACUAGGCAAACAUCAAGCAGUGUCCCCGACGGCAGUUUCUUCUUUUUAUGGAUGAGGAUUGAAUCCCUCGCACUGUGCUGUUUGUGAUUGCGAUCACUGCAGCGGCUACAAGCAGCACGUCUUGCACUGCACUGGCGGAAACAGGUGAAAUGUUGACGCAAGGCAUAGCAUUUCACAUAACAUAGGCGGUGUCAGUUUCAGCACGUAGACGGAUACACGUCUCAGAGUUACAUACGUUGGGUGAAAUCCCCUACCUGUCUGCACUUGACAUUGUUGGCACCUCCACAUAAUGUUAGUGUGCGGGUCAGUUCCCCCCGGUUUUAAGCUAAGGUUUGGAUGUGGCAUGUCAGUGUCAUUUUGUGAGAUCUUUAUUUCUUCAGCAGGUUCUUUCAGUUUUAAUGUUUGGGACUUCUCCCCAAUGACAACAAAUUGAUCUUUUUUUUUUUAAUGUAUAAGACUGCAUGUGCACUUGUGGCUGGCGACACUGAAUCAGGUUGAAAAUGUCAAAAUGACAGUUUUUAUGAGUUGUGUAAUAGUAUCUAAUAUUGUAUACAUGUAUUGAUUUUGGUCACCUACAGCCUCGUUGAGGCUUCACAGAAAGUAUACAGCACCUGUUUAGUUUCGUUUGGUCAGGAUUUUUAACACCUUGAGCCUCCUUCUAAGACUGAAAAUAAUAGUCAAGGUUGCUGUAUGUGAUGCCAGCAUUGGUCAAGUGGACAGUCUGACAAGUUGGGAGUAGUUCAUGGCUCAGAUGCCCGGAAGAUUAAGUCCCAUCUGCUUAAGAUGAAGACAGCUCACAGAAGUUCUUCUCAAUGCACAUUUCAUAUAAGUUUGUUCCUAGAGUCAGAGUCUACAGGGUGCACAACACUUCUCUUUGCCUUCCAACUUCCAGCCGUCAUUGGCCCAAAUGAUAAUAUUUACUCAGGGUCCCCAGUGCUAGAGGAAGAUCGUCAACCUUUUCAUCGCCACACAAGACGGCAAAAAUCCAAUCUCAAGAUUUGUAGCCCCCUGAAGCUGCAUGGGCACUGCAAAUCUUUUUUUAUAUCCUCUGCAGAAAAAUGCAUUGGAGAUUUGAUAUUAUUCCUGGAUUAUGAUUCUCAUAACACAAGGCCUCUCUGUCCUGCAGGCAAUAUCGUAUCAACCCGCCCUCCACUGUAGCGGACAGAGUAAUGGUCACAAUGAAUAUACAAGCACCCAGGGUUUUUCUACACGCAUACAAAUUCACUCCGUUUGAUAUGCGGAUUUGUAUGGAAAGCGGGACAAACUAAUGCAAGGCAGGCUGAGCAGAUGAAUUUAAUCAGAGGAGGAUUGAGUCAAAUGUUUGAGGGGUUGGAUUAAAGAGAGGAUUCAUGCAUGGAGUUGGACUAAGAAGGUGACCGCAUGCGCCAACCUAGUGACAACAUGAUGCUCUUUGAGAAAAUGGUAUUUACGUGGAAUGAUUCCAACCCUUUGAAUGCAUUUAAUUGCCUGAUGCUGUUGGUGUUUGUCACACUUGAUGAAAAAAUGUAAUUACACACACGUGUUCUUACUUCAGACUGUUGCAAUUUCCACAUUAAGUUCCAUAUAAGUGGGUUCGGUGUUUGGGAACACCCAAGUUAGUGGCAUUCGUGCAGUACACAUGGACACCUGAAUCCCCACUACUGUCCUGUUGCCAUGAUGAGGUGUUCUCAUCUCAAUGCAUUCACUCUGAAGCUUUGUACACAUUGAGAUGAAAGUUGGUCGGGCAUACUCCAUGCCAAUUAACAAAUGUGAACCAGUGUGUACAUGGGAUGUGCUUUUUCUUUAGCGUCCCUAGGUCAGUCAGUGUUGUCGAAGCUGUGUGAAUUCCAUACAGUGGGAAGGAAUUUUUUUCUCAAAAAAACUAAAUAAAUACCUGGGAGAGACACAUCUGAAGUUUAUAACAAAUAGAAUGGAAUAAAUUCAGUUGAUUGAAUAAACAUGUAUGACUGCUCUGUUGUGCAGUAUACGGGGGACAUGAAGUUUUAAUGAGCUAAGGCAAUAUAUUUGUGUUUGUGCCAGUAUAUCCGUGCACAUGUAGGUUGACUGGCCAGGCUGUUGCCAAACAGUCUCUGAUGCUUUGAGGGAGCAUGCACUAUGAGAAGGCUACGAAUACAUCCAAACUUUGUAACUACCCUACAUUUAGAUCACCUCAGCUCAAGUCGUACCAUAUCGCAGCAAGUUACAGGCUGUUUAAGGGAACUGUUGCUUGAACUCUCAUGAUCUGACCCUUGACUUUACUUUUUGUAAUUGACAAGGCUGACUGCUCAGCCAUGGGAUUGACCUGGGGGGGGAUGCUAGCAUAAUUAGGUUUACCUCGUCAGAAUGAAAAAAAACAUUCAGAUCUGACUAGUAAAUGAAUGGAAGUUCACUGGCACCGUUGGGGGGGAGGGAAGACAGGGUUUGGAUUAUCUGAAAGUGCAUGUGAUUGAAGCAGCCAGAGAUGGCGAUUGCUGUGGAAUCUAGAUGGAGGCUACUCAGCCCCAGAAUCCAAUCACAUCUGGAAUUUCCCCCUUAAUCUUUGUGGGGAAUACGUUGUACAUCAGACUGUUUACUGUGGGUCUGGUUAUGUCACUUGGAUGGAUGGGUUUGGAUUGCAUGUUGAGCCAGUUGAUAUCCUAUUGUGAUACUGGGCAUUAGACGUGAAUGGGGAGCAUCCUGUUAAAGGCACAUCAACUAGUCCCCACCCCGCUUCCCUUUUGUUCAUUUUGCAUCCAUUCGUACACACAGGGGAAUUAUGGCUCGAGUCAUACUGGAACCAUUUUUCCACAGUCCCAUGCAAUUUUUCCACAAGUCAAAUCCCAUCAAAUCAUUUUUCCUGAAGUCAAGCUCCAUGUCUUUAGGGUACUUGACACCGUUUCUGACAUCUUUAUUGACGAUGUGACCUGUGGUGUUUUGCAUACCAGGUCUGAUCCUGAAGUUGUUUUCGAGCAUAAUAUGCUGACAUUUUAAAUACCCACAAGUCUGAUGAAAACAGACAAGUUUGCUUACUUUUAGGUUGCAAGUCUUUGUUUCCCAUUACUGAUAAUACAAGGUAACUAUUGUAACAAGAUACAUUCUUAAGUCUUUAGGACCUUGCCAUCACGGUGUUCCACUGUAUACCUUUUCUUAAAUUAACAAUGCAUUUUGACAAAUGUUGGUUAUGUCAGCAAACUGUCACAAAUUACUUUCUCCAAGUCAAGUCACAAGUCAUGCACACAUCAUGUUCCAAAUUAUCUUCUGUCCUUUGUAUAAAAACUUCACACCUGUAAAGGGGUGGUUUUGGGGGGCUCUUGUCACUAUUUUCUCGUUACCAAACCAUUUCAAGAAAUGGGCUUGCACACUAUUUGUUGAUCAGCUGUGCCGUGUGAAUCAUACACUGACGAAACAUAUACUUUCAAAGUCACUGUCCGAAUGUAGAGAAGUAAAGAUGUGCAUUGAGUUGUCACAUGUUGUAUGCUACAUGCGUACUGUCCCCCCUUUGACAAACAGUAAUGCAACACCGGAGAUGCAUUAGAUCAUUUGAAUCAGUUUCCCUGUGGUUGUGUAUAUCAAAUUCUAAAGUAGUGUAGGCUUUUUAAAUAUAUGUACAAAAAUACCUAGAGACUAUUUAUAAAAACAUUGGGGAAAAAAGGAAAAAAAAAAACAACAAAAAUUGACAAUAGUCUCGGACGUUUACCACGCAGUAUUACUUCAAUACAGUUACUCAGUAGUAAGUGCAGAUGUAGUGAAAAAGGUUUGUAGUCCGAGAAGUGUAAUAAUAAAACUAUUGAAAUUGA
This is a messenger RNA of Acanthaster planci (crown-of-thorns starfish), 9053 nucleotides long. Its product is annotated as ubiquitin-conjugating enzyme E2 E1-like. NCBI's taxonomy places the organism in Eukaryota, Metazoa, Echinodermata, Asteroidea, Valvatida, Acanthasteridae. The record is from RefSeq and is a predicted model, not a curated record.